Cyprinodon tularosa is the source of this 4199-nucleotide messenger RNA. It is a transcript of the gene ulk1b, whose product is annotated as unc-51 like autophagy activating kinase 1. The record is from RefSeq and is a predicted model, not a curated record. NCBI's taxonomy places the organism in Eukaryota, Metazoa, Chordata, Actinopteri, Cyprinodontiformes, Cyprinodontidae. Gene Ontology annotation, molecular function: protein serine/threonine kinase activity; ATP binding. Gene Ontology annotation, biological process: positive regulation of autophagy; autophagy; axon extension. The transcript is spliced from 27 exons. Gene Ontology annotation, cellular component: autophagosome; cytoplasm. The coding region runs from base 551 to 3625 and encodes 1024 amino acids.
UUCCUCAUCGAAAGCAGAUCCUGCUUUGUUGUGAGCAUCGGUGCUGUGACUUUCCUGCGAAGUCAGCUGCUAUUUUACGACAUAUUGCGUUUGUCUGCCAUCGCAUUCAGCAGACAACAACUGUUACCAGCCUGUUUUAGGGUCUUUUUGUCGUCUUUUCUCCGGUUGGAAAGUCUAAAGCAACAAAAGUCUGGAUCUUCUGUAUAUAAACAAAACGCAGCGAACUGCUUCUUAAGGUGGAACGUCAAAGACAGAUGCGGAGAGGCUACAGUCGUCGGUUUUCCGUGUUUUAAGUUUGCUAACUUCGUUUAGGUCGCUUUACCGGUGAUGGAAACAGUCAUGCUACUCUGUUAGGGACUGAACUCCUUUUGGGAACCGUGUGAACAUGAGAGAAGAGGACAGUUUGCUGUUGGAAAGCCAGUCUAUGGCAAGCGAAAGAGGGGCUGAACGUCUCUGCUGCAGCCCCCACUUGACAGAGGAGGAAGGACUGGGACACCCGAGCUUCCCCGGUUAUCUGUCCAGGUCACAGUUGGACUAAAUCGGACUUUCCAUGGAGACUGUGGGGAAAUUUGAGUUCAGUCGGAAGGACCUGAUAGGACACGGCGCCUUUGCUGUGGUCUUCAAAGGCAGACAUCGAGAGAAACCUUACCUGGAGGUGGCAGUGAAAUGCAUAAACAAGAAAAACUUGGCCAAAUCUCAGACGCUGCUUGGGAAAGAGAUCAAAAUACUGAAGGAACUGAAACAUGAGAAUAUUGUUGCAUUACUGGACUUUCAGGAAACUGCCAGCUCAGUGUACCUAGUAAUGGAGUAUUGCAAUGGAGGAGAUCUUGCUGACUACUUACACUCCAAAGGCACUCUAAGUGAGGACACUAUUCGGGUUUUCCUGCAGCAAAUAGCAGGGGCCAUGAAAGUCCUGCAGACCAAAGGAAUAAUCCAUCGGGACCUCAAACCCCAGAACAUUCUGCUGUCUUACCCAUCGGGCCGAAAGUCUCACUCCAACAACACCUGCAUCAAGAUCGCGGACUUUGGCUUUGCCAGACACCUUCAGAACAACAUGAUGGCAGCUACGCUCUGCGGCUCUCCUAUGUAUAUGGCACCUGAAGUGAUUAUGUCCCAGAACUAUGAUGCCAAGGCUGACUUGUGGAGUAUAGGAACCAUCGUGUUUCAGUGUCUGACUGGAAAAGCUCCUUUUCAGGCCAGCAGCCCACAGGACCUCCGGCAGUUCUAUGAGAAAAACAAGAACCUUAGUCCCAAUAUCCCCAGAGAGACUUCAAGCCAUCUGAGGAACCUGCUGCUGGGUCUGCUGCAACGCAACCACAAGGAUCGCAUGGACUUUGAUGAGUUUUUCACCCAUCCUUUCCUGGAUGCCAGCUCAUCUAUUAAAAAGUCCAUCCCUGCAGUGACCAUGACCUGUUUGCCCAGUUCUGCAUCAGCCAGCUCUUGUAGCAGCUCCUCCACUUCUCACCUUGCCUCACCACCGCAGUCUCUCGCUGAGACUCAGCAUCUGCGCUCCAAAGUUCCUGCCUCUCCAACCCAGGAUGCUGCAGGUUUUCUCCUGAAGGACUCGUCUGGAGCAGGCGGCAGCAGCAAGAACUCCUCCUCUUGUGAUACAGAUGAUUUUGUAAUGGUGCCUGCUCAUUUUACAGCAGGAGAACUGACUUGUGAGAGUAAAGUACUGCAGGACAGUCUCAUGAACAGCGGUUCUCUUUUGGCUUCAGCUGGUCUGUGUAACCAAGCCAAAACACCGCCUCACUCUCCCUCCUACAGCGGCUCGCCAAGUCCUGUCAGAACCGCAGAGUUCCUGGGGAGUAAUUUCUAUGGUAGCUGUGGAAACCAUGUUCACUCAUUGCCUAUCCCAGUCCCCACUCAGGUCCAGAACUACCAGCGUAUGGAGCUGAACCUUCAGUCUCCCAAACAGGACGGCUCGCCACGGCUCUCUACGCCGGUGCGUCGCUGCAGCAGUGGGAGUCUGGUGGGCCAUGCUAGAGCAGGACCCUCAGCCCCGCGGCAGGCAGUAGCCCCCAGCUCCCGCAGGCUUUCACUGGGAGGAACCAGAACAUUCCAGAUUUCGCCGCAAGCGCCCCAGCAUGCCGAAUCAAGGCAGACGUCUCAGCAGCCUCCGCAGGGGGCAGGGCUUGGCACGCGCCUCCACAGCGCCCCCUGUCUUUUGGAGUGUGCGACUGGCGGCGGAAGGCAUAAAAUCAAAAAACAGCACUCGGACCCUGUGGCUGUCCCCCCAUCAGGGCUGAUGACUGUCCGCCUCCCCCACUCCUCCCCCAGACUCAGUGAGCUGAUGCAGCGGAACCCCCUCCCUACCAUCCUGGGAUCCCCCUCCAGGGCCAUCCCUCCGUUUGAAUUCCCCAAACCACCAAGUUCUCCAAAUCUUAUGACUUUCCUGACGCAGAGGGGUUUGGGUGUGGGUUCGCCUAGCAGCAGGACUGCCCCAGGAGAGCUCCGAGACGUUGGACAACAAGCCCCGGCGCCGUCCACCAGCCCUGCUUACUGCGUCCACAGACUGACUGAUGACAGCAGGAGCUUUGGAAGGUCACAGAGUGCCGGUCGUCUGUCAGACAUGCUGCUGAUGGCUGCCUUUGGAGCAGGAGGACACGCAGGAGACCGAGGCAGUACGGAGAACCUGGCCUCAGAAAAAGCAAUAGACAUAACAGCUCCUCCUUGUAGUGGCUUUGCACCGGGGUCCUGCAGCCCAGCGCAGGUGAUUUUCACUGUUGGCUCUCCCCCAAGUGGCAGCACACCACCUCAGACCUCCAGACAGAGGAAAUGUUCAGGCUCCUUCAGUUCAGGAAGCCCUGCAGGCUCGCUGACCAGCCGCUACCCCCAGACAGGCCCCUAUCCCGAAGGCUUUGAGGCCCCGCCCAGCCCUCGCUACAGCUUCACUGAUCCUAUCACAGCUAACAUGGGUGGCGCUGUGACCUUUGAGGCCCCCGAGCUGCCUGAGGAGACGCUGAUGGAGCAGGAACACACAGACACCGUGCAGCGCCUGCGCUUCACUCUAGAAUUUGCGCUCUGUCUGAUGGAGGUGGCGAGCUCACGUGGUGCUGCCACAGUGGGAGGACAAGGAAGAGAAUCUCACCCCGCUGUCCUCCAGCAGCAGAGCCUGGUAGCAGAUCAGAUAAGCUCAAUGAGCCGAGAGUGGAGUCAUGCAGAGCAGCUGGUGCUCUACCUUAAAACCGCAGAACUAUUGUCUACUGCCUUACAAACAGCCAUGGAGCGCGUCAAACAGGGGAAGCUUUACCCUUCUGCUACUGUCAAACAAGUGGUGAGGCGGCUGAAUAAGCUGUACAAGUCCAGCGUGGCAUCGUGUCGCUCGCUCAGCACUCGUCUGGAACACUUUUUCUCCAGGAAGCAUCGUCUGAUGGACCAAAUCUCCUCUAUCACAGCUGAGCGGCUGCUCUUCAGCCACACAGUGCAGAUGGUUCAGACUGCUGCACUGGACGAGAUGUUCCACCAGGGGGAGGCGUCCAUCCUGCGUUACCACAAAGCUCUCCUGCUAAUGGAGGGUUUGUCUCUGUUCCUCACUGAACAGGAUGACAUCCUGAGCGUUAGCAAAUGCAAAGAAUGCAUUGAACGCCGCCUCACAGCUCUGCAAUCCGGUCUCUGUGUUUGACGCCUGACUCUCCAUUUGCACUCUAACACACAACUUACCAAAUCUCCACCCACAUUUCACGGUGUCACAUAGAAGCGCUUUUGGUUUCGCAAGAAAACCACAAGGUUUACACAGACACUGAAAUGCUGCUCACUGGAAGAUCUUUCGGUUUUCAAGGUUGGAACCAUCUCAUCUAUGGGGGUUGGACCAGCAGUGGACAUAGGGAGGACUUUGCUGCUGAACAUGGAAAUGCCAAGAAGAAGAUUUGCACCCAUUUACUGUCGAUCCAACAGCAGAGAGCAGUGUUUGCCAAGUAGUCACAUUCCUUCAUGUUGCGCUAGUUUAAAAUAAGAAAAGCUUUUUAGGAUUCAAGCAAGAUGCAGCAGCAGAAGCAAUGCAGAUAAACCUGCACAGCUGGUGAUGCAUUCUGAUAAGGACUCCAUGUAGCUAAAUAUUCUCAUAAUGUGCUUUUUUUUGUCUUAUAUCUCUACUUUGCUCCCAUUUUUCUUCAUUUUAUCAGGUCCUUUCAUGCUUAUUGACAGAAAGUCUACAGCUUAAAGCAUAGCUACAUUUGAUUAGCAGUAGUGCAUAUUAG